AUUUCCGGCUACGUCAGGGCGUCAGGUCUCCAUUAGAGUUGCAGCUGUUUUGAGAGAAACAUCAACAAAAACGAGCUGACAUUAGGCUCUGAGUCUGGCAACAAGGCCUUCAAUCUGGAAGCGUAACCUAAAUUUCCCACCCGGAGCUUAGCCGGUUUCUAACCACGGCCGCUCUCGGUGAGGAAACUCUGGCCUCCGCUUCCUCCUCCUCCGACUCGGACACCGGCGGAGCGUCGCCGCCCCCGCGGAAAAAACACCGAGCCUCGGCGGCGGAGGGAGCAGGAGAGCCCGGGGCUUCAGCUGUUGUAACAGGCCUCUCCGGAAUUGUUCUAGGACUUGCCGCACACUCUCAAACCACCUCUACCAUCCACUUUAAUCGAAGUGUUGUUAACAACUUUAGCAGCAGCAUGCAGUCUAACGGGGCAGGACAGGGACAAGAAUCAUCUGAGCUUCCCUGCCUGAACAGCGCACAAAACGGGGAGUCAUCCUCGGCCGGUGGAACCCACUCAAACGGGCUUCUGUCCAACGCGGACAACGGUAACGGUGUCGGUACCAGUAACGGAUCUUCCGUUGGACCCUGUUCGGGGACUUCGGCUACCUCUACGGCCUCGAGCUCGGAGGUGGGCUCGUUGAAGAAGAAGAAACGGCUGUCGCAGGCGGAGGAAGAUGUCAUACGAUUAAUAGGACAACAUCUCCACGGACUAGGGCUCAAUCAGACGGUGGACCUGCUGAUGCAGGAAUCAGGCUGCAGAUUGGAGCACCCUUCAGCGUCCAAAUUCCGCAACCACGUCAUGGAGGGGGAGUGGGACAAGGCUGAGAAUGAUCUCAACGAGCUGAGAGCACUGAUGCAUUCUCCCAACGCCAUUGUGCGUAUGAAGUUCCUGCUGUUGCAACAGAAAUACCUAGAGUAUCUGGAGGACGGCAAGGUCCUGGAGGCUCUGCAGGUUCUCCGGGGAGAGCUGACGCCACUCAAAUACAACACCGAUCGGAUCCACGUACUCAGCGGGUACCUAAUGUGUAGCCAUGCCGAGGAUCUCCGGGCCAAGGCAGAGUGGGAGGGCAAGGGCACAGCCUCGCGCUCCAGGCUGCUGGAUAAAUUACAGACAUACCUGCCUCCCUCUGUGAUGCUGCCUCCUCGGCGACUACACACCCUGCUGCGCCAAGCGGUGGAACUGCAGAGGGAUCGCUGUCUUUAUCACAACACCAAGCUGGAUAACAGCCUGGAUUCAGUCUCCCUUCUCCUCGAUCAUGUCUGCAGCAGGAAACAGUUUCCUUGUUACACCCAGCAGAUUCUGACAGAGCAUUGUAAUGAAGUGUGGUUCUGCAAGUUCUCAAAUGAUGGCACCAAACUAGCAACUGGCUCCAAAGACACUACUGUCAUAAUUUGGCAAGUGGACCCGGAGAGCCACCAACUGAAGCUGCUGCGAACCCUGGAGGGGCACGCUUACGGAGUCUCCUACUUAGCCUGGAGUCCUGAUGACACCUACCUGAUCGCCUGUGGACCUGAUGAUUGCUCUGAACUCUGGCUCUGGAAUGUUCAGACGGGGGAGCUGCGGACCAAGAUGUCCCAGUCCCACGAAGACAGUCUUACCAGUGUGGCCUGGAAUCCUGAUGGGAAACGCUUUGUCACCGGAGGACAAAGGGGGCAGUUUUAUCAGUGUGACCUGGAUGGUAACUUGUUGGACUCCUGGGAGGGUGUAAGAGUUCAGUGCCUGUGGUGCCUGAGCGAUGGGAAGACUGUGCUGGCCUCGGACACCCAUCAACGUAUCAGAGGGUACAACUUUGAGGACCUCACAGACAGAAACAUAGUUCAAGAGGACCACCCUAUCAUGUCUUUUACCGUUUCAAAGAACGGUAGAUUAGCUUUGUUAAAUGUAGCAACUCAGGGAGUGCACCUGUGGGAUCUUCAAGAUCGGGUGCUUGUGAGGAAGUACCAAGGAGUGACCCAGGGCUUCUACACGAUCCACUCCUGCUUUGGAGGACACAACGAAGACUUUAUCGCCAGUGGCAGCGAAGACCAUAAAGUGUAUAUCUGGCAUAGGCGUGGCGAACUUCCUAUUGCCGAGCUCACAGGCCAUACACGCACCGUUAACUGUGUGAGCUGGAACCCAGCCAUCCCGGGCCUCAUGGCGUCCGCCUCAGACGAUGGCACAGUGCGCAUCUGGGGUCCUGCUCCAUUUCUCGAUUCGCAAGAAGCAGACGGAGUCAACGAAAACAGCAGUAACAUGGACAGUUGAUGGUGACCUACAGAGCAGAUGAUGUCUCAAUUUGACAACAAUCCACGAAUCCUACAAUAAAACAAAAAGUAAACGGGCAAAUAAAAUUUGAUAUCACCUGAAAGAAAGUGAAGAAAACCCAACAAAUGUCACCGACCCAUCAGAGAAAACAAAAGUGAGAAAAAUGUGGCUCCAGACCGGCCUGGACAAUUAGUGGACGUCAUGAUGGACUCCCUGGAAUUUCAGGUCCUCAUCCAAAACAAAUUUGGAUCCCUUUCUAAAGGCCUGGAAAGUCAGUCAGUGCUCAGUGGGAUCUUCCUCUGAUGAACUGUAACACCUGUUCUCCUCACUUCUAACUGACCCCCUCGUCCUCCAUUUUGCUCCACUGUCAGUAGACAUGCCAGGUCCUUGCAAGUAUCUGAGGAAAUCCAUGACUACCCUGAGCUUGGUGCCCGCUGCAUCUUCUCGAUGCCUCCAGAUGGACCGAGCAGACCAGCCCUCUCCUUGCCGGACUACAUCCGUCUGCCCAGUUGUCUCAGACUCUCUAAUGUCUCUAUGGACAUGGGUGGGGAUCUGUUGUUGGGGAGGAUGGUGCGUAGGGGGCUAUAGUAGGUCUUGUGUGUGUUUUCCUUUACCCAUUUUACUUGUUAAAUUCUUCAGUCAUUUGGACAAAAGCUGAGAAUUCAAGGUGAAAUCACCGAGCGACCAGCUGACAAAGAACACCAAUUGCUAUGCUGUUUGAAGUUUUUUUUUUUUUUAAAUGAUAGUCAUAGCGUUCAUUCUUGUUUUAGAGGUGAACCUUAGCUCAUUUAGUGCCCAAGGGAAAACUUCGGCAUUAAGAUUCCAGUUUCUGUUUCUCAGCAUUAGAGGGGAAAAAAAAACUUAAAUUCCCUAAUUUAACAUCGGUCACGGACAUCUCCCAAUAUUCCCUCCCUCCUGUCGAGCUAGCCUGUACACAACUCCAUUAAAUCUGCUUAGGAGGUGGACAGAGUGAUCCACAGGUUACAUAUCCACUGUGAGGGGGUCACACACUGUUGGCGGGGUGUGCUUUCCACCAUCGAGACAUGCAUAUAUAUAUAUAUAUAUAUAUAUAUAUAUAUAUAUAUAUAUAUAUAUAUAUAUAUAUAUAAACCAGAAAGAGACAUGGAGUGCAACUUCAUUUGCACACUUAGUGACUGCUGUCCCUCCUGUGUGAGAUUGGAUGUGUGUGAGUAAUAGUGACAGAGUGAAUUUUUUGCAUGCACACAGUAGAGCGAGAGUGGACAUUAUUGGGUGCAGAUUUAAUUGGCGCGUGGUUUUUUGUAUGUGUGCAACUCGCACCAGCAGAAGAUUCUCUCCCCUCUUCUCCCUUGUCCCUCGUUUUCAUAGUAAACUUAGGGAUUUUAAACCAGUUCUGAGUUAUCCAAACCCUCAUAGGGACCUCCAUCUGUGGAACAAAGAGAACAAGCGAGCCAUUUUGUAAAAAAGAAAAAACUAUUCUUUUGGGUUUUUUUUAUAUGGGACUUUAAUUUUUACAUUAGAAUAUGUUUUGUCCUCAAAGAUGCAGCAUUCAAACGGCACUGAGAUGUUGACAGAUUUGUUGGGUGAAGCAAAGCAAAAUACAAAAAAAUAAAUAAAUGCAGUUGAAGUGAGACAUUUAGAAAGAGGCUGAAAGGUGUUAUCAGUAGGCAUGGGCCGGUAUAAGACUCUAAAAAAAAUAAUACGGCUUCAAGGUAUUGCCUUAUUUCCAAAAAACGUUCAAGCAAAAAUGUAGAAACAUGAUCCAGAUUUUUAUUUAGAACACAACGCCAACAAUCAUUCUUACUGCUGCUAACAUAUGGUCACAAAUUGAUUAUUGCAGUUAUAUUAAUGUUGUAUUUAAUAUUUAUUUAUUAUUCUGAAGUAGACUUGGAACAAAAUAUGAACACCCAAGUUUUAUAGAUUUUCAAGUGCUUAGUGCCUAAGACCUGACCCCUUUUUGCUCUUCUGCUCUUCACUAAGUAACGAGUAGGACGAGCUGGUUAAUUAAUUAGACUAUCUGCGCCAGUAGCUAGCCUGCAAUCAGCUGCUUAACAGCUUUCCAACUGAAGUUUUAAAAUAGCAUUACCUUAGAAGGGUUAGCCACUGGUAUAGGGAAAUGUUUACUCUGUGCUCCAUACAGCUCAAGAUCAUUCUCUCUUUUUCUCUGGGAUCUUAUUGAAAGGACUUUAAACAGUAAGAAUGACAGGAUAGAAUUGUUUUAGGGCUCUGACUUUUUUUUUUUUAAAACAUUCAUAUACCUUCAUACCAUUAACCGGCCCAUGCCUAGUUAUCAGCAAAGGGUUAUUUCAUCAGAGAAGUUGGUGGAUGUAAUUAUGUGACAACUUGCUAGUAGAAAGAAGAGGCACCAGUAACUAAAAGAACACUCUGAGCAGAUAUGUUGGGACUUUUGCAAUCCCGAAUCAAAACAACACAAACUGCCUUCCUGUUCCUCCACUUGCACAGAAGCCCCUCGGUAUGUACGACUCCCUCACUGCACUUUGUGUGGUCUUUCUGCUCUCCUGCACAUAAAGCGGCGGCAUAAAUUUUUAGCCGGUUGCCACACAAAAGGUUACAUCAGGAAAGAUUUCAAAACCUGACAGGAGAUUUCAAGAAGAGUAGAGUCCUCACCAUGUGAGUGAGCGGCCCAAACAUGAUGAAACUCAGCAUUAUAUGGCAUAGCAGUCUCAUCUUGAAGGUACCACUCGGAGUUUAGAGGGAGUUCAGCAUCAACAUCCCCUUUGCUCUCCAGCCAAGUUAUUUGGUGGUCUUUGCACCAUUUAAAGCUUUCUUCCUCCCUUAUUUCAGGAUAUGUCAUGACAAUUUGCUACAGACUGAUAUAGUAAAAUGUUUAAACCAGUGCUUCUGUCUGUUUUUAUUGAACUUUUUUGUUACUUAAUUUUUUUUCUUUUUGUUCACGUAUAUCAUUUUUGGUUGAUCUUUAUCCCUGUAUGAUCAUAUUAAAAUAUAACCAGACA
Girardinichthys multiradiatus is the source of this 5191-nucleotide messenger RNA. RefSeq names its product WD repeat domain 26b (gene wdr26b). Gene Ontology annotation, biological process: proteasome-mediated ubiquitin-dependent protein catabolic process. The transcript has 14 exons. Bases 408 to 2237 code for a protein of 609 amino acids. Gene Ontology annotation, molecular function: protein binding. Gene Ontology annotation, cellular component: GID complex. The record is from RefSeq and is a predicted model, not a curated record. NCBI's taxonomy places the organism in Eukaryota, Metazoa, Chordata, Actinopteri, Cyprinodontiformes, Goodeidae.